UUGAUGAGUAAAGAGUCUCCGGUCUCUGUUGGAAAUGAUGCUUACGUUGACCUUGAUCGGCAGCUGAAGAAAACUACAGAAGAAUUAAAUGAAGCACUAGCAACAAAAGAAGAAAUUGCCCAGAGAUGUCAUGAGUUAGAUAUGCAGGUUGCAGCCCUCCAGGAGGAGAAGAGCAGCUUGCUUGCUGAGAACCAGAUUUUGAUGGAACGUUUAAAUCAGUCUGAUUCUAUUGAAGAUCCCAACAGCCCUGCAGGUCGUAGGCACUUGCAGCUGCAGACACAACUAGAACAACUCCAAGAGGAAACAUUCAGAUUAGAAGCUGCCAAAGAUGACUAUCGAAUACGCUGUGAAGAACUAGAAAAGGAAAUCGCUGAAUUGAGGCAACAAACGGAAGAGCUUACUACAUUGGCAGAGGAGGCUCAGUCUUUGAAGGAUGAGAUAGAUGUACUCAGGCAUUCUUCUGAUAAAGUAGCCAAGUUAGAAAGCCAGGUAGAGUCAUACAAAAAGAAAUUGGAAGACCUGGGUGAUUUGCGACGGCAAGUGAAACUCUUAGAAGAGAAGAAUACAGUGUACAUGCAAAAUACCGUGAGCCUGGAGGAAGAACUAAGGAAGGCCAACGCAGCACGCAGUCAGCUGGAAACAUACAAGAGACAGGCAGUUGAACUACAAAACAGGUUAUCUGAAGAAUCCAAGAAAGCUGAUAAAUUAGAUUAUGAAUGCAAACGACUGAAAGAAAAAGUAGACAGCCUCCAAAAAGAAAAAGAUAGAUUAAGAACAGAAAGGGAUUCUUUGAAAGAAACUAUUGAAGAGCUUAGAUGUGUACAAGCUCAGGAGGGUCAACUCACCACUACAGGAUUGAUGCCUCUGGGAAGACAAGAGCCUUCGGACAGUUUAGCAGCUGAAAUUGUUACUCCCGAAAUAAAGGAGAAACUCAUUCGCCUUCAGCAUGAGAACAAGAUGUUAAAGUUGAACCAAGAAGGUUCUGACAAUGAAAAGAUCGCCUUGUUGCAGAGCCUUCUUGAUGAUGCAAACUUACGGAAGAAUGAGUUGGAGACAGAAAACAGAUUGGUAAAUCAGAGACUUCUAGAAGUGCAGUCCCAGGUUGAAGAACUACAAAAGUCUUUGCAGGAUCAAGGUUCAAAAGCUGAAGAUUCAAUUCUUCUGAAAAAGAAACUUGAAGAACAUCUUGAGAAGCUCCAUGAAGCUAACAAUGAGCUACAGAAGAAACGAGCUAUUAUUGAGGAUUUGGAACCAAGAUGCAAUAACAGUUCACUCAAAAUUGAAGAAUUACAAGAAGCUUUACGGAAAAAGGAGGAGGAAAUGAAGCAAAUGGAAGAGCGAUACAAAAAGUAUUUAGAAAAGGCCAAAAGUGUCAUCCGCACCUUAGAUCCUAAGCAGAACCAGGGUGCAGCCCCUGAGAUUCAGGCUCUGAAAAAUCAGUUGCAGGAGCGGGACAGAAUGUUUCAUUCAUUGGAGAAAGAAUAUGAAAAAACAAAAAGUCAAAGAGAAAUGGAGGAGAAAUUUAUUGUUAGUGCCUGGUACAAUAUGGGGAUGACUCUGCAUAAAAAAGCAGCAGAAGAUAGACUGGCUAGUACAGGCUCAGGACAGUCCUUCCUGGCUAGACAAAGGCAAGCCACGAGCACAAGGAGAUCUUACCCUGGUCAUGUCCAGCCAGCAACAGCAAGGUAGAGAAGCCUUGCCCUUAGAAAGAAAACUGCCCUGUGACCCAGGCCACUUCUGUUGCAAGUGACAACAUUCAAGGAAAAUCAACCAGCAUCCUUUCUCUUUCUCCCUUGUUACUGCUAUUAUUUUACAGUUCAGGAAAGGUUUUUGUUCUGGUUUCUCAUUGUUCU
Molecule: messenger RNA, 1853 nt
Organism: Pelecanus crispus (Dalmatian pelican)
Lineage: Eukaryota; Metazoa; Chordata; Aves; Pelecaniformes; Pelecanidae
Source: RefSeq, a predicted model, not a curated record